Drosophila ficusphila is the source of this 1037-nucleotide messenger RNA. RefSeq lists its product as uncharacterized. The coding region runs from base 388 to 951 and encodes 187 amino acids. NCBI's taxonomy places the organism in Eukaryota, Metazoa, Arthropoda, Insecta, Diptera, Drosophilidae. The transcript is spliced from 3 exons. The record is from RefSeq and is a predicted model, not a curated record.
UGAAAAUGAAAUUGAUUUAUUUUGUCAUCCUCCUUGGGCUGGCGGCGGUGGAUAAGAGCCAAAAAGGUGGGCUUAGUCCAGGGGUAGUAAGUUAAGAUUACUAACUACUCUUCGAUACAUCAACAUAAUAUUGCCAAAGGAGUUGGUGAACGACUUAGCGCAACUAUGUUAAAUAUGGCUUGACAUGUAGAUUGACAUAAAUAAAGUUUGCAAUUAUUUAUUUUUCUGUGUUUAGUUUAAUUUUUUGAAACGCCGGGAAGUAUGUUUCAGAAUGCACCUGGCAAGCUAAACCAGUUUCCAUGAACUGUCUAUAUAAAUGGGAAAUUAUAUGCAAGCUCAGUAUAAAACCCAGUGUCAUAGACUUAAAGCUUCAGUAUCAAAUCAAAUAUGCAACUGAGUAUUUUGUUCCUGCUGCUUGGCUGGGUCGCCGUGGCACAUUCUUUUGGGCUAGGCCAGCUCUUUUUAAUCUCAUCAAGGAAACCAUCUUCUAAUGAAAACAAUGAUCAAUCCGCGUCGAAGGGGUCAACACAGCAUUUUAAGCGGUGCAAGCCUGUUGAGUCAAGAACCAUCACUCAAUAUGAAACCACCACAAGACGGCUUGUUCCCCUGCCAACUCUUGCACCCAGUUCUAUGUCGAGUUCAGAAGAACCCAAUAGUAUAGACUAUUAUGAUGAUAUCCCCUUUUUCAACGGAAGAAGGCUUGUACCAUUACCAACUCUCAAGCCGACUUCAGAAAGUCUAAUUAGCAGGGAAGAUGAUAUAACAAGUCGCCAAAGACGAGGCAUUUUAGUCUUGCCGUCAAGUAUCAUCGAAUCUGCUUUGGGCACAGCGGGAAUUUUGAGAGAACAAUUCCAUGAAAACGUGGCUUACCCCAUAAGAAAACUUGUACAUAUGCCAACUGUUGAACCGUUUAGCUUGCCAGGCACUGAUCAAAAUGGCGAUGAUUGCUAGUCCCUCGAACUAAAAUCUUAUGUUUAACCCAAAAUACAACACAAUACAACACUCAUUUCCAAGAACUAAUAAAUAUUGCAAACUGG